Phytophthora sojae is the source of this 3336-nucleotide messenger RNA. RefSeq lists its product as hypothetical. Bases 1 to 3336 code for a protein of 1111 amino acids. Gene Ontology annotation, molecular function: nucleotidyltransferase activity. The record is from RefSeq and is a predicted model, not a curated record. The transcript has a single exon. Lineage: Eukaryota; Oomycota; Peronosporomycetes; Peronosporales; Peronosporaceae. Gene Ontology annotation, biological process: RNA 3'-end processing.
AUGGACGUGUCCGCGCCGGAGGCCGCCGCUGCGUCCGCGCGGCCGCGCGCGCAGUCGCGCCCCAGCCAGCAGAACAAGAAACCGCCGCACGACGCAAAGCCGCAGUCCGCGCCCUCGCAGCGCAAGCAGAAGCCGCAGAACGCGCGUCCAAAGGCGGCGCCCAAGGCCGACGCUUCUUCAUCUACCGCCUCCUCCGCCGCCGCCGCUGCUGUGGGCGACUACCGAGACGCGCCGUGGUUCCAGGCGGGAGAGGGCGACCUGGUGUUCGCCCAGUGGCUGCUGGGCCGCUGCAAUGGCGUGGGGGACGCCGUCACGCCGCAGUCGCCCGAGGCCACGCAGCGCAUGUUCGCGCUGUUUAAAACCCAGCGGCGGCUGCGUCGGGAGCUGGCGCUGGGCUCCAAGCGGGAGGUCGCAGGCGGCGAUGACGACGAAGACGAUGAGGAGGAAGGUGGAGAGGAGGAAGACCAAGAGGCGGAGACGCUGCGCGAGGCCGAGCCGCUGUGGCCCGUGCAGCAGAUCGUGGAGCAGGUCGGGGACGUGCUGCGGCCGGCCAGGCUGGCGCUGCAGAGGCAGCAGAGAGAGGCGGAGAGGACCAAUUCCAAGGCGGAGGGUGCCCUCGAGAGGAUCGUCGUGGCCGAGGUGGUGGACAACGCCACGGAGCUCAUCCUGAGCCGGGCUACGGCGGAGCACGAGCAGCUGCUGAAGCGCUGGGUCGAGAUCCUGAGGGAGGAGGAGAACAAGGGACCCGAAGUCAGCCCCGAGGUGGAAGCAGUAGCAGCUGAAGAAGACGGAGAUGAAGACGCGGCUGCCGCGCAGAAGAGCAAGAAGAAGGAGAAGAAGGAGAAGAAGAAGUCCAAAGCCGCGGAGGACACGGCGUGUGAGCAGGUGCAGUCCUUCCUGAUGUUCUUGACGGAGUCGGCGCAAACGCAGAAGCAGGCGGGGGAGGCUCCAGUGACUGCCACUGCGGCGCUCUCUGAUGCGGAGAAGACGUGGACGACGGAGCUGCAGCGGAUUGUGGAGCUCUCGAGUAUUGAGCCGGAGGAGGAGGCGCGGCGUCUCCGAGUGGCGCGCGAUAUCCAGACCGUUCUCCGGCGCGAGGUGAGCAAGUGGCGACAUUGCGAAGUGAUUCUGUUCGGCAGCUCCUUGACGCACUACGGCUCGCGGAACUCGGACCUGGAUAUGUGUCUGCUCCCCACCGGGCGCAGCGUCGGGGCCCAGCCGAAAGAAGUGAUGGGCAAGCGCCAGCUUCAGCAGUUAAUUGACGGAAAAGCUGGCGAUAACGGCCAUGCGCCGACUACCGACGCGGAAGUUGCUGAACAGUUGAGGGAUUUACGCGCACAGGUGCAGAAGAGUAUUGAGAAGCUUACCCAAGCGCUCAACACGUUGGAUCGAUCCGGAAAGAACGGUGAUAAGCACGUUAAGCAGCGGCGUCAGCUGGAGUUCUUUGACACGCAGAUGCGGCUGCUGCGGAACGCUAUCAUGGCGGAGCUCACGAAGCUGGUUGGACUCGUAGAGCCCCAGAAUGGAUCCAAUGGAAAGUCCGCACACCUGAAGACCAUUAUUGCUGCCAGCAGGCGCCGAAGUGACGACCUCUACCUGCUUCGCGCUAUUCUUCAGCGCGCAGCAAAGUGCGAGGUACGACAUGUGAUUGCUGGCGCCCGCGUUCCUAUCAUUCGCUUUCUGCACACCCGCAGCGGCCGUGAGUAUGAGUGCGACUUGUGCUUCGAAAACGUGCUGGCAACCCGCAACACCCCGCUUCUGCGCGCGUACGCGUCCUUCGACGACCGGGCGCGAGCGCUGGGCCUCGCUGUGAAGCACUGGGCCAAGCAGCGCAGCAUCAGCGAUGCUUCUAUGGGGUUCCUGAGCUCGUACUCUUUCGUGCUGCUAAGCAUUUAUUACUUGCAGGUGGUCCAUGUGCUUCCAAACCUGCAGGAUCCUCGGCUGUUAGAGACUGCACAAAUCCGACCGGACUACUACAACGACAUCAACAUCGCUUUCUGCGAAGAUCGCGGGAUCGCUCGAGCCUUCCAUCAACCGACUUCUGGAGUUGAUGCAUCGGGUUUGUCGCUGACGACGUUACUGGCUGGGUUCUUUGAGUUUUACGCCACACAGUUCGACUUCGCGAAACGCGUCAUAACUGUGCGAUCCCCAGAGAAGCCUGCACUCAAAGUCGCGCAGUGGGGUACCCGCAAAGCCAAGACGUGGCGCAUGAGUAUCCAGGACCCAUUGGAGACUGGACGCGAUUUGGGCUGCGUGCUGCAGUUCAAGGGCCAGGAAAAGAUCAUCCGUGAGUUGCGUCGUGCGCAUGAGAUGCUAGCACGAGGUGAGAGCUUUUCCGACGAUGUCUGCGCUGUUGAUAAACCUGCUGGUAAAGCUGGAAAGGCCAAUGGGAAGGCGAAGCAGGGGGCUGGAAACGAAUCGUUAAAGUCCUCUAAGCAAGCGAACGGAGACGCCACCGCGGCAGGCGCGGAAUCUUGUGUGCCGAAGCAGCAGCAGCAGUCGGAGAAGAUGAAGCGGUCGUAUGUGGUGACAAUGCAAAGCGCCGACGAAGAGCUGACGAAGGAAGUGAUUGAGACGUUCUUCAAGGACUUCCACAGGUCAUUUCGCGUUGGGAAAGUGGUCGAGGUAUCGACCUCGAAGACUGCAGCUGAUGGUGAAGACGAGUCUGCAAACAAGAACAAGCGCUGGGAGGUGGAGCUACUGAGCCAGGCUCAAAACUGCCCUCGAACGCUGUCUCUCAGAACUCGUAUUGACUGGAAGGCUGCGGAUGGACGUGUGGGUCGUGUGUGGCUUCAUCACCAGGCUUUAUUCGCGACGCCGCCGUGCCAGAAGUGCCUGUCACCCGAACACGCGACUGGCAAGUGCCCGCCUGAAGACGUUGCACAAGAGGAUGGCGAGGAAGGCGCGGGUGAGACUCAUGUCGACCUCAAGAUACCGCAGAAAAACAUUCGUCGCCAUGUCCUCCGGUUGACGCUGGGCGGGGGUCACUCUGCUGCAGCUACGAAGAAGAACGACCACCGUAAGAGCCAACAGCAGCGUGGACCUCCGCAGAACUCUCAUCAGCAUGACACUAAAGCCAACCCCAAGCGCAUUAACAACGGAAAACAGGCUGCUGGUAAGAGGGAGCCUCGUGGGAACAAGAAGACGGAGGUGGAGCGAGUGAACAUGCGCAGCGUAGAGGUCGUGGAGGUCGUGUCGUCUUCAUCGACUCCCCGAAUUGAAGGUGAAGGUGCCAACUCGAGCAAGACGCCUCAAAGGAAGAAGAGGUGGCAGCAGCGAGUCCACCGCAAGCGAGGCGGGUCCAAGAGCGAAAGCAACAACGCUGCAGCAGACUGA